Guyanagaster necrorhizus is the source of this 441-nucleotide messenger RNA. RefSeq lists its product as uncharacterized. The annotation marks the transcript as partial. The record is from RefSeq and is a predicted model, not a curated record. Gene Ontology annotation, biological process: mycotoxin biosynthetic process. The transcript has a single exon. Lineage: Eukaryota; Fungi; Basidiomycota; Agaricomycetes; Agaricales; Physalacriaceae.
UUCAUUUCAGAUGACAUCCCACUUUAUUUUCCUUCGCAAGCUGGUUUAGCUGCCAUGUUCAUUGAAGAGACCGUCCAUUACUCCUUUGAUGAUGCUGGCUACAAUGAAUGGUGGAUCGGAGAAGCUGAGGGAAAUGGAACAGUUCGAUUGGGUUCCCAGAACCGCCUUUUCUUCAUCUCUUUUUGGCAUCAGUUGCAUUGCCUGAAGAUGAUGCAUGCAGGUCUCAAGGCCAAGGUCAUGUCCCUUGAUGACCUGCUGCAUGCACAGCACUGUUUCAAUCUUCUUAGUCAAUGGAUUCUUUGCCAUGCAUAUACUGUCUUGGAACCAGAUGACUUCACCCAAAGGAACUUCAAAUACAAUUGCAGUAAUCAGUUACAUAUUUGCAACAACUGGAAUACACUAUAUGCUGAGAUAUCUCAAAACUGGCAUGAUUGGGUAUGA